GGCGGCGGCAUGGCAGAGCCAAGGAGGGCCGAGACGAGGCCCCCAGUUUGGGUCACUGUGAAGACCCCCAAGGGCAAGGAGGAAAUUGUGAUCUGCAAUCAAGCCUCGGUCAAGGAGUUCAAAGAGGAAAUCUCCCGGAGGUUUAAGGUCCAGUGGGACCAGCUCGUCUUGAUCUUUGCUGGCAGGAUCCUUAAGGAUGGGGACACACUGAAGGAGCAUGGGAUCAAGGAUGGACUCACUGUCCACCUGGUCAUCAGGACCCCUCAGAAGGCUCAAGAUCCGGCUGCUGCCACUGCUUCCUCCCCCUCCACUAUAGACCCUGCCUCUGCACCCUCCACCAUGCCUGCUUCACCUGCCAACCCUGCCCAGCCCUCCACCUCUGGCAGCGCCACUUCAGAUGCUGGCAGUGGAAGCCAGAGGAGCAGUGCUGGCUUUGGGGGCAUCCUGGGGCUGGGCAGCCUAGGCCUGGGCUCCGCCAACUUCAUGGAGCUGCAGCAGAAGAUGCAGAGGCAGCUGAUGUCCAACCCUGAGAUUCUGUCGCAGCUCAUGGAGAACCCCCUGGUCCAGGACAUGAUGUCUAACCCCGACCUGAUGCACCACAUGAUCAUGGCCAACCCCCAGAUGCAGCAGCUGAUGGAGCGGAACCCCGAGAUCAGCCACAUGCUCAACAACCCUGAGCUCACGAGGCAGACCAAGGAGCUUGCUCGGAAUCCAGCCAUGAUGCAGAAGAUGAUACAGAACCAGGACCAGGCCCUGAGCAACCUUGAGAGCAUCCCUGGAGGGUAUAAUGCCCUCCUCCGCAGGUACACAGACAUCCAGGAGCCCAUGUUCAGUGCUGCCCGAGAGCAGUGUGGCAACAACCCCUUCUCUUCCUUGGCUGGGAACUCCGACAGCUCAUCCUCGUAGCCUCUGUGGACUGAGAACUGAGAGCCCCUCCCUAACCCCUGGAGGCCCUUGUCCCCCACCUCCCAGGCCUCCGGGUCUGGUGGGGAGGGCACUGGAGGAUUGGGGACCAGCCAGGUGUACCUGACAGUCUCGAACCCCUUUGGGAUCAGUGCAGCUAGCCUGGGGUCAGGGGAGUUCAACAGCCCAAAAAUGCAGGCCCUUCUGCAGCAGAUCUCCGAGAACCCCCAGGUGAUGCAGAACAUGCUCUCAGCCCCCUGCAUGUGCAGCAUGAUGCAGACACUUGCCCAGAACCCUGACUUCACUGUUCAGAUGAUGGCAAACAUGCCGCUCUUUGCGGGGAACCCCCAGCUGCAGGAGCAGCUCCGCCUGCAGCUCCCAGUCUUCCUGCAGCACGUGUAGAACCCGGAGUCAUUCUCCAUCCUGACCAACCCCCGCGCCAUGCAGGCCCUGCUGCAGAUCCAGCAGGGGCUGCAGACCUUGCAGACCAAGGCCCCCGGGCUGGUACCCAGCCUUGGCUCCUUUGGGAUGGCCCAGACCCCAGCACCACCGGCAGGCAGCAGUGACGACUCUGUGCCCGAGGCCCCCAACUCCUCGCCGGCCACGCCAGCCACGUCUUCUCUAGCAGGGGCUUCCAGUGCCCAGCAGCAGCUCAUGCAGCAGAUGAUCCAGCUUUUGGCGGGAAGUGGAAACUCACAGGUGCAGACACUGGAAGUGAGACUUCAGGAGCAGCUCAACAACAUGGGCUUCAUCAAUCGCGAGGCCAACCUGCAGGCCCUGAUUGCCACCAGAGGGGACAUCAACGCAGCCAUCGAGAGACUCCUGGGCUCUCAGCUCUCCUAA
Trichechus manatus latirostris (Florida manatee) is the source of this 1746-nucleotide messenger RNA. Its product is annotated as ubiquilin-4-like. NCBI's taxonomy places the organism in Eukaryota, Metazoa, Chordata, Mammalia, Sirenia, Trichechidae. The record is from RefSeq and is a predicted model, not a curated record. The transcript is spliced from 2 exons. Gene Ontology annotation, biological process: ubiquitin-dependent protein catabolic process. Gene Ontology annotation, cellular component: cytosol. Gene Ontology annotation, molecular function: polyubiquitin modification-dependent protein binding.